AUGACAGUACUGAUGAUAGUGCUGCUUAGCCCACGUAUAACCUCUCCUGCACACAACUUCCAGCUGUCAUCUCGCUAUGGCAGUGCGGUGGAUGGACACUGCGUCUGCGAUGACGAUGACGAGCAUUCUCACGACUUCAGCUUCAGCGAGGAUCUCUCGCUCCAUGAUCACCACGACAUAGACGAAUCUCACCACGACAGUCACCACGAUGACGGUGAUCAUCAUCACCACCACCACGAUGACGGUGAUCAUCACCACCACGAUGACGGUGAUCACCACCACGACAGUCACCACGAGUCCGAAUCAUUCAGCCUUUCAGAAUCAUUCAGCCUUUCAGAAUCAUUUGAGCAUUCUUCAGAGGAACACCACAGUGGUUCACACCACGACUCACAUUUCGACUACUUUGAUUCAUCAGUUUCAUUUUCCGAUGACUUUUCUCCAGAUGACUUUUGGUUUUAUUACAAAAAAUGA
Messenger RNA from Homalodisca vitripennis (glassy-winged sharpshooter), 471 nucleotides. RefSeq names its product histidine-rich glycoprotein-like. The record is from RefSeq and is a predicted model, not a curated record. Lineage: Eukaryota; Metazoa; Arthropoda; Insecta; Hemiptera; Cicadellidae. Bases 1 to 471 code for a protein of 156 amino acids. The transcript has 2 exons.